Messenger RNA from Oreochromis niloticus (Nile tilapia), 594 nucleotides. Its product is annotated as kinesin-associated protein 3-like. The transcript has 3 exons. NCBI's taxonomy places the organism in Eukaryota, Metazoa, Chordata, Actinopteri, Cichliformes, Cichlidae. The record is from RefSeq and is a predicted model, not a curated record. Gene Ontology annotation, molecular function: kinesin binding. The coding region runs from base 100 to 594 and encodes 164 amino acids. Gene Ontology annotation, cellular component: ciliary transition zone; kinesin II complex; axoneme. Gene Ontology annotation, biological process: cilium organization; microtubule-based movement.
UGUAUUUGUGUCUUUUUAUAGUUAAGUAAAAGGUUUAUUUAUCUCUAAACAGCAGUUCUAAAAAGUCUUUAAAAGCAAGGCACAAGAACCACAGCUAAAAUGACUGUUACCUGCACUGUUAUCUUUGACCCUGCAGUUGCUCUGUCUCUGCUGCUCAACCUGGCUGAAGACACACACACAGAGCUGAAUAUGAGGAACAAAAACAUUGUUCACAUGCUUGUGAAGAUUGUGGAUCGUGAAGAUAAUGAGCUACUGCUGGUUGUUAUCACCUUCCUCAAGAAGCACUCUAUCUUCCUGGAGUGCAAGAAUGACAAUGCUGAUGAGGGCCAGAGACAGCUCAGCAUGUCCAUUCUGUAUAACAUCAGCAUGGACCACAAAUUUAGGUCCAUGUUUGCCGACACAAACUGCAUACCGCAGGUAAGACUGGCUAAUGUACACUGCCAGCAGAGCAAGACACACACAUUAGCAUCAGCAACUAAUGACAUACAAGAAUUAAUGCAUGAGAAACAGAGCGAAAGUGAGAGACACGCCACAUCUGGAACCAAAACCCACCAGAGGAUUGCUGCUCAUUCUUCUGUCAAACUUGAGUCCUGA